CCGGAUGCAGUAUUGCACAGCCUUUCUAACUUGACAGUGGUGGUGUUUCUGCGGGUGCUGGUGCGGUGGAUAGCAGCCGGAUAGAAAUCUAUAAAGAUGGCCUCAGCAACAGCGACAUAUGGGCAGAAGGAGUCUUCGGACCAAAACUUUGACUAUAUGUUCAAGAUCCUCAUCAUUGGCAACAGCAGUGUGGGCAAAACCUCCUUUUUGUUCCGCUACGCCGACGACUCCUUCACACCAGCCUUUGUCAGUACAGUGGGCAUCGACUUCAAGGUGAAGACCAUCUACAGGAAUGACAAGAGGAUCAAAUUACAGAUCUGGGAUACAGCGGGUCAGGAGCGUUACCGCACCAUCACCACUGCCUACUACCGAGGAGCCAUGGGCUUCAUCCUCAUGUAUGACAUCACUAACGAGGAGUCCUUUAACGCCGUCCAGGACUGGUCGACUCAGAUUAAAACGUACUCGUGGGACAACGCCCAGGUGCUGCUGGUAGGGAACAAGUGUGACAUGGAGGACGAGCGAGUGGUGGGCGGAGAUAGAGGCCGACAGCUGUCUGAUCACCUCGGUUUUGAGUUCUUCGAGGCCAGCGCCAAGGACAACAUCAAUGUGAAGCAGACCUUUGAGCGCCUGGUCGACGUCAUCUGUGAAAAGAUGUCCGAGAGCCUGGACGCCGGAGAUCCCGCCGUCACAGGGGCCAAACAGGGACCCCAGCUGACAGAGCAGCCUGCUCCUCCUCACCAGGACUGUGCAUGUUAAAGCUGACUACUUCCCCUAAACCUUUUUCCUCUCCCUUUCCUCCUUGUCCUCCUUCAGCUGGACCCUUGAACCUCGGGUCAAAUACUCCCAACACCCUUUUCACUCACUUUCCUGCUUCUUUCUGUAACCUAGUAAGGAUCAUUGGCUGAGGGGCUCAAGAACCAGGUUAAAAAGUGUCUGAUAUGCUCUGAGAUGCUAGUAGGCCAGUGCUAGAGGCAUGGUUGCUCCUCAUAAAAUAGCUAAAAGGUGAUUUUUUUUAUCAGUGCGGGUGUUUAUCUGAUACCAAAGCAAGUUUAAUCAAAAUACAGUGUUUCAGACUCUUUGCAAACCAGGUUCUUGAAGGUUCCCGACCCAUCUUUCAUAGUCUUGCUGUUCCUCAUUGUGGUUUUACAAGAAGGAUUUGACGGCAUCCGUCCUCAGAGUGCCAUUUAAAUCCUUCCAAUGUUUACGGUACAUUGUUUCAUGUCUUGAAAAGAUUUCAGCCUUGGAUGAGGUGACGGAGAAAGCCGUGGUGGAGUUGAUGAUGAUGCAGCUGAAAUCUGCUCCAUACUGAUGUGUUCAUUUCUUUUAUGAUUCUGAAUGCACACAGAAUCAAACAUACAUGUACCGGUAUCUGUGCUUCAUUUGUUGGCUCACCUGGUAUCUACACAUGGAUAUUGCAGGUAUAAACAAGUGUUUUGUUUUCAUUAUUCAUCUGAGCCUUUUCAUUUGGCCUUUUUUAUGUUUUUGUAUUCUGGAGCCCCAUUUAUUCUUUCAACACUGGGUGAGGAAAAUAUGAACAAGAUAGAGCUACGUAAAAAAUAGCAAAAAAUUUAGAGACACGUUUUAUUUAAUUAUUUAAUUUCUUUUAAUGUACAUAUAAAUGUUGUGCAAUAUAUAUAUAUAUAAUAUCUACAGGUAUGCAUUUCUUGAAAUGAAUUUAAAAAGGUAUAAAGUUCUAUGAGGAUAGUAUCAAAUAUAAGAGGUCUAUGUUGUUGGGUUUGUUUGGAUGAUGUGUGGAAUUGUUUGCACCCUCGGCAGCUCCUCCGUGAGUCGUUUCAUUUCCCUGUCGGUUUUGUCUCAUGCUGCCUUCCAGGGACGUCAGAAAUUCAAACUUCCUGCUUAGAAAAAUACAGUGGAAUGACCCUUUGAUUCUGAAUUACCAAUCAGAAAAUUACUAAUAUGUUGGUCAUUCUCCAAACCACAUUUCCAGCACUGCUACUAAUAAAGGGAAGCAUUUUAAAAUGUCUCUUAUAUAAGAAGAAGGCGCUUGCUGGAGAAACUUUUUGCUGCAUCAUAAAUCCUUUAAGCCAGACAGCAACUGCAGUACAGCUGACAUCAAGUAAUAAAUAAAAUAAAGAUGUGAGCUUUCAGAAGGCUCAAAACUUUAUUUUAUUUUACUCCUGAUGAGCAAUAACAUUGAUGCUUUUUGUCCCAACAGCCUCAACAUGUUAUUGUUCCUGCUGUCACUAACAGAAAAUAUAAAGAUGUAAGAAUAUCUGCAAUAGCAUUUUGUGUAACACAGUUGAGCAGUUGUGCUUGCUAACAAUGCUACGCGUUGAUAUUCCAGUAUUUUAUAUCAGGCAGAGACAAUCCUGCUGGGGAUACAAAGCAUUGAGGAUGGAAUUAUGUGAUUAUUACAGCAGACCAUUUAUGACUCAGACUCAAAUUCAGCAAACUUAGUUUUCAUCUUCCUGAUAGCUGUUUGGAUAGUCACAGCUACUUUAUCAAAUUCCCUGUAACAAUAAUCAUUCAAACAUUUCAUCGUUCUCUAAAAUAUGAUGGAAUGGGUUUGGAGGAUGCAAACAGUGUUGUUUUGUUAGAUAUUUGUAUGGUAUUUUGCCUUUAUCUAAUAGUUUGACCCAUAGAGGGAGUGAACGGAAACAUCAGGAGAGAAUAGGAUGACAUGUGUGACAUACAGCCAACACUGUGACAUAAGCAUCUUCUUCUGAAUCAGUAUUACAGUCUAUUUUGUGUCUUCAGGAGAAGUACAUACAGCACUGUUUAACAAGCAUCAAACAGCUGGAGGCUGAUAUGUUCACAGACCAGGUAGCUGCUGAGUUUCUACCACUAGUUUUGAAUCAAUGCAGGAAUUACAUAUUUUGUUCUGACGUUUUCUUGGCUCCAACCACUCCACAUUUCUGCUAACAGCUGUUUUUACAGUAUGUCCAUUACAGGGUGUGCAUUACUACACCAAACACUCAGAACAUGUUUGUACCCUUGUUUUAAUACAGUUUCCACAGUUAAAACUGGUUUGCCGGGUAUUCACUCUUUUCACUUCACCAAAGAUUGCUGUAGAAGCAGCUCACUGUUUUUGCUGUAGGAUGCCAUAAUGAGCAGUGUGACCAAAUUACAAACUGUAAUAAAACAAAUGCUGCUUGGAGUACUGAAGGGAAUUUUGGUAAUUUAGAAAUCAUAUGCCAGGCUUGCUGGUGGGCAAUGCAUACCUUUUGAAUGCUGUUGUUUCCAGUAAAAACAGAGAUGAAAAGGAUGGAUUGAGAGGGCAAAGCACUACACAAAUCAUUGUGGUGGUCAACUUCAUCAACUUCAUAAAGAAAGUGAUUUUGACUAUGUGAUUGAAGCAAAUAUAAUUCAGAAAAGCAUUUAUUUUGAGAGUAAUUGUUGUGUUAAUUAACUGUCAGCAUACCAACCUGAAAUCACAGAUGUGCCACUGACUUUCAAAGUUUGAGAAAAUGAGGCCCCAGUCAAAGUGCCCCACCAAAGUAUUGAUUAUUAUAAGGGAGUGAUGAUUACGACAAACCUGGGAGACAAUUUUGAUCCUGCAUACAUUUAACUUCUUACUGGUUGUGACUGUUUCUUUUCCGGUAAAAUCCAAACUUUUCAACUGUUCUCCUUUCUAAUGCGUCUUCCUCUCUAUAUAAACCAGAUCUGUAAAUACGGUUCUUUGAGUCAUAUGUGUGGAUUGUGUUGUAUCGACUAAUGCUUGCAACAAAGAAAAAAAGACAGUAAAAACCUAAAAAACAAACAAAAAAAACAGCCAUGUUGUACUGUAUCUGCAUUCAUUACUAGGCUUGCUUGUGAAUGAAUGUGUUACUCUGUUACAUAAGCAAUACACAUUACAGUAUCUACACAAAAAAAUGCCAUCAAGCUUGGUAGAAGUUGCCGACUUUAGAUCUUCUACUAGCACGAAGAAACAUACUUUAAAUGGUCUUGUACUGCCUCUUCACAUCCUCCUCAGUUUGGGCCAUGAAGGUGAGAGAAUAUGCUGUGGAUGUUUUUAUCUGUACUUUGUGGUAAAACAAUAAAAAAGUUACUAACAAUUA
Molecule: messenger RNA, 4019 nt
Organism: Perca fluviatilis (European perch)
Lineage: Eukaryota; Metazoa; Chordata; Actinopteri; Perciformes; Percidae
Gene: rab3ab
Product: RAB3A, member RAS oncogene family, b
Exons: 5
Coding region: 97-756 (219 amino acids)
Biological process (GO): protein localization to plasma membrane; axonogenesis; regulation of exocytosis
Cellular component (GO): endosome; axon; plasma membrane
Molecular function (GO): GTP binding; GTPase activity
Source: RefSeq, a predicted model, not a curated record